This is a messenger RNA of Pyricularia pennisetigena, 6171 nucleotides long. RefSeq lists its product as uncharacterized. The record is from RefSeq and is a predicted model, not a curated record. Bases 1 to 6171 code for a protein of 2056 amino acids. Gene Ontology annotation, cellular component: nuclear pore. NCBI's taxonomy places the organism in Eukaryota, Fungi, Ascomycota, Sordariomycetes, Magnaporthales, Pyriculariaceae. The transcript has 3 exons. Gene Ontology annotation, molecular function: structural constituent of nuclear pore. Gene Ontology annotation, biological process: mRNA export from nucleus; protein import into nucleus.
AUGGCGGCUGCCGUGGACUUGGGCUUUUUGUCCAACCAUUUGAGCUUGCCGCAAGAGACGCUCGACACUGUUGCCUCAGACCCGACGCCAGAACUUGUCGCUGUAGUUCUCACAGCCGUCGCCGCCAAGGCGCGUGAAUACGACGAGCUUUAUUCGGAGAAACUCAAUGUUGACAUCGCAUUGGAAAAUGCGGUGCGAAGCUCAGAGUCGCGAUGCCAGACCUUCAAGACAACCGCAGACAAUGCACUCAAGGAGCUCGAGACUGUACGUCGAAAACUUCAGGACGAGGAGACCGCACGUCAAAACCUGGAGAACCAGCUCCAAGCCCUGAGAUCCGAAUCCACCACGUCUACUUCCCAAGCCGAAACCCUCCGUGCCCGCAUCGCGUCGCUCGAGGCAUCGAAACGAGAUACGAUGGCAAUCUUGGAUACAAAGAAUGCCGCUAAUCUCGAACUUGCCAACGAGCUUCAGAAGCAGCACCAGAAGGCUGUCGCGCUGAGCCAGGAACUAAACACGGCGCAACAAGAAGUCCAGGCCGCCAAGGCAGCCUCGAACACCGCAAAAUUUCGUGAACAGUCUGUUCGCCAAGAAUUGGACCUUUCGCAGAAACAAAAUGAAUGGCUGGACAAGGAGCUGAAGACCAAGAGUGCCGAAGCCCUCAAGUACCGCAAGGAGAAGGGUCAGCGCAUCUCUGAACUUCAACGACUCAAUGAUGAGGCCAAUGCUACAGUGGAUGCCCUUACCAAGAGCGAGCAACAACUCCGUUCCCGUCUUGAUGCCGCUCAAAGAAAAACUGAGGAGGCCUUAACGAAGCUUCAGCAACUGCAGGAAUCCUCAGCGCGAUCGGAAGCUGGUUAUCGGCAGGAGGUUGAGACUGCCAAACGGCUGGCUACAGUAUCUCAGGAGUACGCCGAUCAGUACAAGAAAGAGAUGACCCAACUCAGGGAGAUGCUCGACCAAGCCAAAGACCACCACGCGGAUGAGUUGCGAAAGGUCUUGCAGCAGCUUGAGCAGGCCAGACAAGAUUGCAAUGAGCUGGAGCAAAAGAUGCAUGAGUUACAAAGCCAGGUCGACCAGCUGCAAACAUCACACGGACGGGACACGAUGCCGGGCUCAGCACCUCAGACGCCGAUGCCCAAUGGCUCUCAGUUCCGCCCCGGAUCGCCUUUUGGAACGCCUGGAUCGAUCCGCGUCAAGUCACAUAUCAGCGCCAGCCAGGCUGUUGAGGAACUUUUCAAAGUCAAGGGAGAACUUGCUGGCGAGAAGCGACGGAAUCGUGAGCUCACCAAGGAAAUCGACGAUAUGAUCAGCACACUCGAAGCAAAGGAGCCGGAAAUACGCGAGUUACAAGAUGAGAACGACAUGUUGAAGAACGAGAACAUGCGUAUGAGUAGCCAGAUGGAUCAGAGCUUCAACGAAAGGGAUGCUGCCAAGAGAGCCGCCCGCAGGGCCGAAGGGGCUUCGGCCAGUGCACAGGCUGAAGUCAAACUCCUCCGGGCUCAGAUGAGGGACUUGAGCACCCAGAUUCAGGUGUUAAUCUUCAACAUGCAUGCCCGCGAAAAGGGUCUUGAUCAACUGACCGACGAAGAAGUGGAGCAUUUCUCUCGUCUACAGCGCGGCGAGGUGUCCGAAAACUCUUUGAACGACAUGUCCGACACGCACAUGUUGAUCACGGAGAAGUUCGUGGCAUUCAAGGACAUUGCGGAGCUCCAGGAGAAAAACGAGGAGUUGUUGCGCGUCACCCGUGAUCUCGCCUAUAAAUUCGAAAACGAGGAGGCCCUAGCAGCCCAGAGAAAUGCCGCUCAAGAUCAGCAGGAGAUUGAGAAACUACGGGACCUUGUGACCAAGCUGCAAGAAGAGUCACAAGCACUUACCACACGGAUGAAGAGCUAUAUGACGGAGAGGGACAUGUUCCGCCGUAUGCUGCAGCAAAAGGCUACCGCUGGUGAAAUCCAGUCAGUGCUUGGCAACUCUGUUGAUGGCAGAGAGGUGCUUGCCAGCAUCGAACAGAAUAACACGGAUGAUCAGGACCUCAACGCUGCGCUACGAGAGCUGCAGAAUAACUUUGAUGCCUACCGAAACGAGCAAAGUAUCGACCUGCAGACUGUCCGCGAGCAGGCCAAGCAAUUGGCCGAUGACAAGAGUGCUUUGCAGGCAGAGGUCGCCCGGGUUACAAGCCAGCUCAGUCUUCUGACAGAGCGGUAUGAGACCCUCCAAGGCACAAAUGCAGACCUCGAGGCACAAAAAGAGCAUCUCAAAAAGCGAGCUUCUGAUCUCUCGCAGCAAGUGGCAAAGACUGAAGGCCUGGCCCAAUCGAGGGCUGAGGAUCUAAUCGAGACAAAGGGGUUGCUUGAGAGUAUGCGUGCCGAGAAUUCGAACCUCAAAGCAGAAAAGUCACUUUGGAAGAGCAUUCAAGACCGCCUCAUAAAGGAUAACGAGGACUUGGGUGAAGAGAAAUCACGUUUGAGCAACCUUCUUGCCUCCCAGCAAUCUCUGCAGAACGAGCGCCAGCUUUCCGAGUCGGAGACCAAGAGGAGAAUGCAGUCACAAAUCGACACCUUGGAGACCGAGCUUAACACCACCAAACGCCGACUGGCUGACGAGGUGGAGGAGUCCAAGAAAUUACAACUUCGUAAGGAGUACGACACUCAGCAAGCGCAAAAGCGAAUCGAUGAUCUCAUGGCAGCCCUUAGCCAGAACAAAGAAGAAUCGAUUGCUCUCAAGACAAGUCGCGACCACCUCCAGGCACGCGUUGAUGAACUUACGAUUGAGGUGAGGAGCGCCGAGGAACGCGCACAGCGUCUGCAGCCACAGUUGACUUCACGGGCCAACCACACCAACGCCGGAGAAGACAAUGAAGACCAAGAAACUCGCAUCCAGGAGCUCACGGGUGAAGUGGUCGAUCUUCGACGAGAACUGGAGAUUGCCAACACUCGCCUGGAGAAUGCAAAGGCUGAGGCGGAGCACUUUAAGGAACUCGCCCAGACGAUGGAGGAAGACUUGCGUAGUCUUGAAAGCUCACAGGAGACGUACCGAGAAGAAUUGGAUUCGACCAUCGCGGCAAAGGAUGCCAAGAUCAAGGAGCUCGAGCAGCGUGUUGGCGAUCUUUCGGCAGAGCUGGCUACUUCAAACUCGGAGCUUUCGUCGUUGAGGGACUCUCAGGGCGAGAUCAGCCGGCGUUUCGAGGAUGAGAAGCGCAUUCUCGACUCCGAGAUCACCCGCCUUCGGGACCAAGAAAGCCGAUACAAGGAGACGGCCAAGCAUCACCAGGCCAAUCUCCGCGCUCAGGCCGAAAUUGCUACCAAGGCGCAGCAGGAUUACGAGCAAGAGCUACUCAAGCAUGCUGAAGCUGCCAAGCAACUGCAACAACUCCGUACCGAGCACAACAAGCUCAAGUCUACUGCUGCGACCUGGCGAUCCGAAGCCGAGUCCGCAAAGCUUACCCUGUCACAAAGCGAAAGCUCGUGGGAAGAACGCCGCAAGCAGUUGGAGCAGGAGCUGUCAGAGCUCAAGACCAGACGUGAUGAUGCGAAUGCGCAGAACAAACUCCUUCAUGACCAGCUUGCGAAUGUCACGACACAAAUCUCUGAUCUUCAGCAGAGCCGCUCCUUUGGAGACGAUUCCUCUGCAACUGCGCCCGUCUUUGCCGACACUGCAGUCGAAGGCCUGCGUGAGCUCAACAGCUACUUGCGCAAGGAGAAGGAAAUCCUCGAGUACCAGUACGAACUCAAGCUCCAGGAUAGCAAGAGACUGCAGCAACAAGUCAACUAUCUGCAAGCUCAACUUGAUGAGGCUCGUCUCAAAUUGGAGCAGGAGCGUCGCACUCAAGCUGAGUCGGGAACUAAUUCCAAGGCUUACACAGAGCUCAUGGACAAGGUGAACGAGAUGAACGUCAUUCGUGAGAGCAACGUCACUCUCCGCAAUGAAAUCAAGCAGCUGCAACGCCAGGUCGAGCAGAAGAGUACCCGAGUACAGCAGCUUGAGACCCAACUGCAUCCGCUGCAGGCACGCGUGGGUGAGCUCGAGAACCAGGAAGUUUAUCUUCAAGAGGAGAUAAAACAGCUGCAAGAAGACCGCGAUAGGUGGCAGAAACGAACCGAGUCGAUUCUUACAAAGUAUGGUCGCGUUGAUCCCGGCGAGCUUGAGCAGAUGAAGCAGUCUGUUGCCGACCUUGAGGCAGAGCGCGAUGCGUUGAAGCAGAACGAGGAUGGUAUCAAGGCGCAGUUGGAGGAAGCUCAGAAAACGCUGGAAUCUGAGCGCACCAAAUGGAAUGAGGCCAGAGGCAGGAUCAUCGAUCAAGCCAAGACAAAAGCCCGAGAACAAACAGGCGUGAUCCGUAACCUGAACGAGGAGCUGAACACUCUCAAGGAAAGUGUCAAGUCCUUGGAGGCCUCACUGGAGGUCGUAAGGAGUGAGAAGGCUGCUCUGGAGGAGCAAUUGGCAACUGCACAAGAGCAAGUGCAGCAGCAACAGCAGCAGAUGCAAGAGCCUGCCAGCGAGGCCAAUGCAGCCACAUCUGCACCGGAUGCGAUGGUUGUCGAUGAGGGCAGGACUGCCCAGAUCGAGCAGGAACUAGCAGCUCUUCGUCAAGAGCUGGAGGCCACGGUGUCACUCAAGGCAGAAGCUGAAUCGCAAGUAGAGAGCCUGCGCCUGCAGUUGGCCGCCGCAGUCGAGGAGCGCGAUCAAGCUGUCGCCCUCGCACAGGCUAAGCAACAACAGCAGCAGCAGAUACCCAGUGGCACUGAAUCAGGUGAACCAAACACAACUCAGGCCGGGGUCACUGGUCUCAGCGACGAGGAACGCCUGUCGCUACAGUCUAAGAUCGCCGAGGCUGAGGCCAGAGCGGCUGAUGCAGAGAAGAAGGCGGCCGAAAUCGAGGCGAACAUGGCGGCCACUCUCAAUCAGCGGUCGGACAAGAUGAAAGAAGCCCUGAAUAAGAAGCUCAGGGAAUCCAAGGAAAACAACGCCAAGGAACUCAGCGAAAAAACGGCGGCACUCCAGCAGCAGUACGACCUUAGACUUGAGCAAGAGCGUAAGAUUUGGCUAGCAGAGCACAGCUCAGCAGCGGCCGUGACUACGGAUCAGGGAGCAGUCCCCGCCACGCCGUCCAAGCAAGAAAAUGACCAGGCUUCUUCAACGCCAAUCGAUCCAUCCAAGGUCGACUUUAGCAAGCUCAGUGAUGAAGCCACACGCAAACUUUUGUCAGAAAAUGCCACCAUCAAGAGUAUACUGAGUAACAACAUUAAGAAGAAGGCUGAGCUAGAGGCCAAAAAGGCCGUCGAAGAGGCAGAGCAACGCAUGAAGGGAGACUUGGACACAAAGAUCGCUCAGGCUAGGGAGCAAGCUACCACACUGGCCGAGAAGAAAUCUACCCUGCGCAUCAACAUGCAAGAGAACAAGUUGAGAAUGGCUAAUGGCAAGCUUGCGGUAGUGGAGAAGGCAGUGAAGGAGACACCUCAGAAGCCGGUUGUUGAGGUGUGGGAAGAGGUGAAGCAGUACAAGCCUCCCACAGUAACAACAGCACAGCCACAAGCAGUUGGAACACCCGCUAAGGGCGGACAAACCCCGGUUGCCUCGGCUGCUUCUGCGAUCGGCCGUCCAGCUGGCCAGCAAGUGCCCUCGACUCCAGCUACUCCUGGAGCGCAGACAUCUGUUCAGACUGGAGCCCCGGCCGGGUCUUCUCUACCAGCCAAACCGCAGCCCGCAGUCCAGCCUCCGUCACUGCAGAAGCCUGCGGUCCUCAACCCGUUUGCGCAGAGUACGGGUUUGGCCAACGCGGCGCCGUCGAACAACCCUUUUGCGCAAGUGCCCUCGCAAAUCCCCCAACCCGGCCAAACGCAGCAGGUGGGCCAACCACAGUCGGGCCUGCCGCAACCGCGAACCGGGCUACCACAACCCGGUCGUGGACGAGGGAGGGGAGGGGCUAGUGGAAUUGCUCGCGGAGCAAGUAACAUUGGCAGAGGUGGCCGAGGCGGUGGUGCCGCACGUAGUGCUAGCGGACCUGUUGGGGGUGGCAUGAACCCGGCGGCGAAUGAUUUCCAGCCGGGUUCGGGCAUCAAGCGGCCACGACCCGAAUCCGAGGUGGGGGCUGGUGCACCUGGUGGUGGCAAGAGGAUGAGGGGCGGUGCAGGGGGUGGUGCGGCUGGAGGAGGCAACAACGCUACGGAAUAA